AUGGAACUCGAUGCCGUCGCCGUUGGGCGUGAUGUCCAGGUCGUGGACCCCGAAGUGCGCGCGCAUGUGUAUAGUCUUGUGACUGCUCUCGGAGGCUUCAACGGCGAAGAUGGAUCGAAAUACAACCUCGGAGAUGACGCAUUGGCAUGUUUACGCGAUAUCAGGAAAUGGCUAAAAUUAUACGACGACAAAACGAAUCGACUCGACGUUGCGCGAUGUCUGGGAGAAGCGAACAUCGUUAAUGGCGAUUUGUUGCCGAUCCUGGGCUUGUGGUUUACAAGUGAAGGAUAUAAGAAGAAACAUUUGACUCGUGUUGCGUUGGCAUGCUUGGAAUUGCUGGUCCCAUUAACAUGGCCAGUAGAGAUUCAUGGCCAGAUGACCGUUAAUCACCAUCGACAUACCCCAUACCUGCAGCAAGCUCAAGUUCAAUACAAACGAGGAAUACUAGAUCAACAUGCUGGUCGUGACACUCUACGCGCCAUUCUCCAGGUUGGCUUGCCUAGCUUGACAAUGCCGAAAUCAGAGCGGACUAGCAGGGACGAUGGCAUCUUGAAACUGAUGUUAUAUUUAUUGCGAAAUGUCACUAUGAUCACCGCGCCGAAGGGACUACUUACCGACGCCGAUGAGGAUGAGACGUCACGAUCUGCAACCAUCAAUGCGUUCCAGCAGCAGAAUGUUUUUGCCCUUUUACUCACAAUGUGCGCCAACAUCAACGAGGAUUUCAACUUCCAGGACGUCGUGCUUCUAGAGACUCUAUUUCAUCUCGUCAAGGGUGUGGAUGUGCAGAAGUUGUUCAUGGACGACACUGAACGCCAGAAGAAGCGUAAUGACGAGCUGAGUGAUCUUUUACAAAAGGAAAAUGGUGUCAAUAGAGAAUAUGCCAAAAAUGCACCCACUCGGCAUGGACGCUUUGGAACUAUGAUUUGGGUAAAAAGAGACGAUGCUAAAGUCUCGACUGUAUCUGGACAAGACAUUCUCAAAGACGGCCAAAUUGCGUUCAACAAAAUGGAUCAAACGAAGAAAUGGAAUCGUCCAAAGCAUGGCCGUCGGCAACAGCCUGAAGCUGCCAGUGGUGACUUUUCCUCGACCACGCAUCUUACAUCCACUGCAACCAAAAAUCUCCGCCUAUUUGUCGAGGAGUUCCUAGAUACAGGCUUCAACCCGCUUUUCACACACGUCAGAAAGGCUAUUGAGCGGGAGGCUGAUAGAGUUACAGAAAUCAACACUCGGCAAUUUCUCUAUUUGGUAGCCUGGUUCCUUCAUGCCGAACGUGAACGACGCAAAUACCAUAAAAAGCAAAAUGAGCGAAACAAAGGAACAACUAAAGAGGCCGAAUCGGACAAUUUCUCCUUGGUAGCAAGUGUACUCAACCAGGAGACUUUUGUCUUUCUCAACCGCGCAAUGCAAUAUAGUUUUGAUCAUAACGAUUGGCAAGAUCUUAAUGCAAAUAUGCGCUGCUUCACACAGAUUCUGCUGACAAUUCAAGAGAUGUCCGCAUCUCCGUUCGAAGAAGAUCACGAGAUUGCAGAGAAUAUCCUAAAUCGUAUUUUCUACGAGGAGACUACACACGACAGAAUUAUUGCUAUUGUGAGAGGCUACAAGGAUCAAGGAUUUACUUAUCUGGAUGCGUGUACCGAGCUUUCUCAUGUCUUCUUAAGGAUGCUUGAAAACUACUCCAAAGAGAAUGUAGACAUGCAAGUGCGGUCGAAGCGGAGAUCAAGAGCAAAAAAGGCAGCGACUGCUGGCCAAGAUGCUGAAAAUGAAGAGAAUGGUGAUUCAGAGGCAGAAGAGCUCGCCGAUGCUGCUCGUGUUGCCAAGGAGCGCAAGUUUGACUUUAAUCGUUUCGCGGCGAGAUUUUGCUCCCAGAAGAGCGUUGAUACGUUUGUUUCAUUUACCACGUAUUAUCGGGACCUGAGUGAUGAGCAACUGAAGCGGGCGCAUCGCUUCUUUUAUCGAGUUGCUUUCAAGCAAGAGUUGAGUAUAAUUCUCUACCGUCUCGACAUUUUGAAUCUUUUCUACCGCAUGAUCAAAGGACCGGGAGCGCUAGAUUCUUCMAAGCCGAUAUUCCAAGACUGGGAAGAGUUUGUCAAACACCUUACCAGAAGGAUGAUAAAAAAACUUAAUGAGCGUCCUGCACUAUUCACAGAGUUACUUUUCAGCAAGAUCAACGCCACAUUGUUUUUCCUAGAAUAUGGCUAUGAAAGACAAACUAUAUCUAUCGGCGGUACGCGAGCGCCUGCUCAACUUGAAGUCCAUCCUCGUGCAGGCACAACUAGGGAUGAAAAGCUGAAUGUAGUGGUGGCUGCACUCAUCAUGGAUGGCCGAGCCGAUUUGGUUAAAUGGCUCAGUGAAGCUUUGCGGUUAGCCGCCAACGAACGCAGUUCUUGGGAAGCCCAAGAGAUAAUGCGACAGGCCGAGUCAGAUGAGGAGGCAAUAUCUUUGCGUCCCAGCCCACUCAUAGAAAUUAAGCCUAGUGAUGAUGCGAUUCGAGCAGCCACAUUCAGAAAUGGACGACUACGGCUGCUACUGAACUUAGUCGGGCUGGAAAGGUUGGGAUCAGAGGAUGUAAUGGGAUCUUCCUGGGUAGUGCCCUCGUCACUAGACUCGGAGACCCUCUCUGCCGUCGUUUCAGUCAUCGAAAAGGGACUUGAGAAUCCUGUUACAGAGAUUGAUGGUAUCGACCCCCGAGAACAGAUUCGACGCAUACCUACGGCGGAACCUAAAGAAACCCACCAAACAACAUUAGAUGUGGAUUUCGGCUCUGAGUCGGAGGGCGAGGAUGUAAUUCCUGACGGGCCGCUUUUCCCUCCAAACAUUCGAUCCAAAUCUGACGCACUCAAGGAGCUAAAGGAAAAGCGUAAGAAGCGCAACAAGCGCGAUGAUAACGACAAUGAGCCUUUAGAUGAUGCCACUCUCGAGGAGCGUCGUCGCAUGCGCGAAGAGAAUGCGCGAGCUAGGCAGGCAAAGAUAAAGAGUGAUUUGUUUGUGCACGACAGCGACGAUGAUUCAGAUGAGGAAGCGGACAAAGAAUUCUUCGAGCGUGAAGAAGCUGUUCGAAAAGCUCAAGAUCAACGCGUUCGGGAAGCACUGAUCAAUAAGGCGCUAGAAGAGGAUGCCUCCAAUGCGCAAUCGAAAAAGAAGAAGACCGCCCGUCGUAAGAGACGCAGUAUGGAUGAUGACCAAAGUGACAAAGAUACAGAUAGUGAAGGCCAGAAAAAGCGUCGAAUCACUGUCGGCGGGUUCGAGAUGAGUGACGAUGAUGAGGAUGACGAGGUCUUGAUGACUGGGGUCAAUGGGGAUCUCGGUUCAAGGGGAGUGGCGACAAGCCAGGGUGUUGAUGAAGACGAUACCCCUGCCACCUCAGUAGAACAGGGGGGAUGGGACCUUGAUAAGGAAUAUGAGCAGCAAAAGUCAACUGCUGUUCCAGCAACGCAUAAUAGCGAUUCAGAGGAAGACGGCCCAGUUGCGGGUAAUCGUCGACGGGCGCGAGCUGGCUUUGUGGUUGAAAGCGACUCAGAGUGA
Molecule: messenger RNA, 3522 nt
Organism: Talaromyces amestolkiae
Lineage: Eukaryota; Fungi; Ascomycota; Eurotiomycetes; Eurotiales; Trichocomaceae
Exons: 4
Coding region: 1-3522 (1173 amino acids)
Biological process (GO): replication fork arrest; DNA repair; DNA replication checkpoint signaling
Cellular component (GO): replication fork protection complex
Molecular function (GO): DNA binding
Source: RefSeq, a predicted model, not a curated record